This is a messenger RNA of Eutrema salsugineum, 3890 nucleotides long. RefSeq lists its product as uncharacterized. Gene Ontology annotation, biological process: protein ubiquitination. Gene Ontology annotation, molecular function: ubiquitin protein ligase activity. The record is from RefSeq and is a predicted model, not a curated record. Lineage: Eukaryota; Viridiplantae; Streptophyta; Magnoliopsida; Brassicales; Brassicaceae. Bases 212 to 3703 code for a protein of 1163 amino acids. The transcript is spliced from 15 exons.
AAAACUCAAAAAGUCUCUUGGCUAGGCUAGGAGGUGACGUCAUCUUCACCUUCCCUGAAAUUUCACACCUUUUUCCCGUUUUGCCCUUGGUUAGAGAAACCUUCCUAUUUCCGCUGCUUCGCCUUUUUCAAUUUCCUCGAAGAUUUUUUUUUUUCUUCACCCUGGGUUCUAAGAUUUUCCUCUCAGUUUCGUAGUCUUUUGAUCCGAGAAAAUGGAGCUCGAUUUUGAAGCUAAUAAUUUGCUUGAAGACGAAGCUGCUGAAGUUGGACAUAAUGAUGAGGCUGGAAUUGAAGGGGAGAGAUGUGGGAUUUGCAUGGAUAUAAUCAUUGAUAGAGGUGUUCUUGAUUGUUGUCAGCACUGGUUCUGCUUUGAAUGCAUUGAUAAUUGGUCUACGAUUAUGAAUCUGUGCCCUCUCUGUCAGAGAGAGUUUCAGUUGAUUACAUGUGUCCCUGUGAAUGAUUCAGGUGAAAGCAGCAAGGUUGAUGAGGCUUCGUUAUCAGGAGAUGAAGAUUGGUGCAUUGAGGAGGAGACUGACGGCGUCUCUUCUCCGUCACACUAUAUUGACGAAAAUGCAGUUAUCUGUUUAGAUGGAGAUCUUUGCAAGAUCCGUAACAGCUUCAGUUACAUAGGAGGGGAUUCCAACCUCGAUACAUCAAUUGCUUGUGAUUCUUGUGAUACAUGGUAUCAUGCAAUUUGUGUGGGGUUUGAUCUUGAAAUUGCAUCAGAGGAUACAUGGGUAUGUCCGAGAUGUCUCUCUAGUGAAAAAGCACUUGAACCUGAUGCUUCACCUAUGGAGACAAGACAGCCCCUGGAUAAUUCUGAGAGGACAACUAGCGGAUGCUCAGUCGAGGCUGUUUACUCAGGAAAUUUUUCAGUUACAGUUGCCGAUGAUGGCGAAACAGCUCUUGUCGUAUCAACAGUCAAAGGAGACGAGUGGCUUAUGAAACCAAGUGAUACCACCACUUUGUCAGUUCAAGCUACGAUGGACGGAGACCCUGAUAGCUCGCAUCUGGAAUUAUGUCGUGAGAAGAAAAAUACAGAGCAUGUCCCAGGGAAACUGGAGUUCACGCAAUCCUUACCUCAUGAUGUAUCAUCUGAAAUACCAUCUGAUUCAAAUCAGAAACUGUUUGCUGCACACGUGGAGAAUAGCGCAGCCUUUUGUGCAACUGUACCCCGUACAGGACUUGUAGAAAAAGAUCGUCAACCUGUAAAUGUUCAAGAAUCUCUUUCCAGUACAGCCAUAUCCAGUUCUGAUGUUGCUAGUGUUAUCAGCUUAAAGAGAAAGCAUACAGAUUGCAGUGGUAAUGAUGGCAAUUCGGAAACUAAGGCUGAGAUUGCAGUACCACUUGUCGAACCAAAACUUGAGGAAAUAGAAGAAAAAGCUGCCAUUCACCAGGAGAGCAGAUCCCCUUCAAAUAAUACGACUGUUGAUAUAUUCAGCAUUAUCAAAAGAACUGGGCGUAAAAAGAAACCCAUGCGACCAAAUAUUACGGAUAAGUCUUUAGAAGGAGAGAAUGCUCUUGGUUUGAGGGUAAAGAAGAUUAAGAGGACACCGGAAGAUGAUAAAGAGUCACUGGUUCUGGUUGAGAAACUAAGGAAAGAAAUAAGAGAGGCCGUUCGUAAUAAAUCAAUGGAAGACAUCAGAACAAACCAAUUUGAUCCAAAACUCUUGGCUGCCUUCAGAGCUGCUGUCGCAGGACCUAAAAGUGAUGAUACACCUAGAAAAAUUCCGGCUUUGUCAGUAAAGGCGAAGAAGUUGAUGCUGCAGAAAGGAAAAGUUCGAGAGAAUCUCACGAAGAAAAUUUAUGCAGAUUCAAAUGGGAAGCGGAGAACUGCAUGGCACCGGGAUUGUGAAGUCGAGUUUUGGAAGCAUCGGUGCAUAAAAACUAGAAAGCCUGAAAAGAUUGAGACUUUGAAGUCUGUUCUUAGCCUCUUGAAGAAAAAACCAGCUGACGUCGAAACAAACGUUUCGUCUGAACCCCCACAGGCCUCAAAUCCUAUUCUCUCCCGAUUAUAUUUGGCAGAUACCUCAGUGUUCCCGAGAAAUCAUGAUAUCAAGCCUCUUUCGGCAUCAAAAGAAUCAGGGACCUCUCAAAACAGUGCAAAAACUACAGAAGCGGACAAGACCUUACCAAAAAUCAGUGAUACUAAGGGGAGCAGCUCAAAAGCUGCUCUAUCAAAAACAAACUCGGGAAACAAACAGUCUAUAAUGGAGACGUCAGAUGAUCUGAAGAAAGACAAAAGGAAAUGGGCAUUGCAGGUUCUUGCAAGGAAGAAAGCUAUAGCAGGCAACAACUCAAGCGAAGACAAAGAAGGCUCUCCCGAGCUCAAAGGGAAUUAUCCAUUGUUGGCUCAACUUCCAGCUGAUAUGAGGCCAGCUCUUGCAACCAGUCGCCAUAAUAAAGUUUCUGUUGCAGUUAGGCAGGCGCAACUAUAUCGCUUGACAGAACAUUUCUUGAAGAAAGAAAAUCUUCUGGAUGUUCGAAGAAGUGCAGCGACAGAACUAGCCGUUGCUGAUGCUAUAAAUAUCGAGAAAGUGAUCGCUGACAAAUCAAGUUGCAAAGUUGUGUACCUGAAUCUAUGCUCACAAGAAAUACUGCACCAUUCAGAGAGCAAAGCAAUGGAAAAUAAUGCCGUAGAACCAAAUUCUUCAUCAGCAUUGGCUAAUAACGGAACUGAAGAUAUCAGUGAUAAAGAAUCAGAAGAUCCAGCCAUCCUUCAAGCGCUCAGAGCAGCAGGUCUUGUUGAUUCACCACCAAACAGCCCGACCCAUUCAACGGAAGUUCCUCCACAUAAUGGAGACAGUUCCUUGGACAAAGCCAGGGACGUAGGCCCAGAUAAUGUACUGGACACAGGAACCAUUCCUGAUACAGACAUCUUUGGGGACUUUGAGUAUGAGUUGGAUGAGGAAGACUAUAUCGGUGCUACGAUGGCUACAAAUGCUUCAGAAACACUGCCGGACAAAGGUUUGACUAAGGUGAAAGUAGUUUUCUCCACUGUUCAACCUGAUAAAGUUAUAAACCAAUCCGAAGUCUUGGGGAAUGAAGAAACUACUGCGAACCAGAAAGAGAUCAGAAAUGGCGAAGAAGACGGGAAGAGCAUUGUUCCUAUGGAGCCUGUACCUGAGCCUGAGGCCGAGGGCGAGGGAGAAGGAGAGGGAGAGGGAGGUGAGAUCCUUUCUCUAGCUGAAUGUGAAGAACUGUACGGACCUGGUACAGAGAAACUAGUUGAGAAACCUCUCAUUGAAGGAUCUGCUGAUAACGGUAUUCAAGCUAAGGCACCUGAUUCAGAGUGCGAGAGCAACACGCACAGAGAAUUCAUCGCUUCAAACUUUGAGAAGCCGUCCAUUCAAGAGAAAAAACUUCCCAAAAGGAUUCAAAAGUGUAAUCCAAGCGAGAAGCCGUCGAAAGAAGAGAAAAGCAAAGCUGAUGGGUUCACUAACUCCGUCACCAAGAAGGUGGAAGCAUACAUCAAAGAACAUAUCAGACCACUGUGUAAGAGCGGAGUGAUAAACGUGGAGCAAUACAGAUGGGCAGUGACUAAAACCUCAGAGAAAGUGAUGAAGUAUCACAGCAAAGCCAAGAGUGCUAAUUUCUUGAUCAAAGAAGGCGACAAGAUCAAGAAACUGGCCGAGCAAUAUGUUGAAACCGCCGCUUCCUCUUCCUCGGGAGCUCACCACAAGGACAAGGACAAGUCUAAAUGACUAGCAGAUGCGUAAAUAAGAUGAUGAAGGAAACAAGUAGCUCAGUAUUAAGACGUAAAUAGGUUUUUAUUUAUCUAUUUGUCUCCUCCACGAACUUUGGAGAUUCUAUCUUCUGUCAGGCCAUUGCAUAACCUGUUUACGAGGUCUUGAAACAAAUAUAUGAAGAUAUGAAGAUAUAUUUAUUGUA